Eucalyptus grandis is the source of this 750-nucleotide messenger RNA. Its product is annotated as MYB-like transcription factor EOBI. The record is from RefSeq and is a predicted model, not a curated record. NCBI's taxonomy places the organism in Eukaryota, Viridiplantae, Streptophyta, Magnoliopsida, Myrtales, Myrtaceae. The transcript is spliced from 3 exons. The coding region runs from base 1 to 750 and encodes 249 amino acids.
AUGGCCAGAUUUCCCAGGGUUGACAAGAGCAACAGCAAGAAGACAGUGAAGACGGGCGCUUGGAGUGCGGAAGAAGACCAGAAACUGGUUGCUUAUAUCAAGAGAUAUGGCAUUUGGAACUGGACUCACAUGGCCGAACCCGCCGGUUUGGCGAGAACAGGAAAGAGUUGCCGGCUUCGAUGGAUGAACUAUCUGAGGCCCAACAUCAAGCACGGAAACAUCACCCAAGAAGAGGAAGAAAUCAUUAUUAACUUGCACCGAGUUCUUGGUAACCGUUGGGCCAGCAUAGCGAGUAGACUUCCGGGAAGGACAGACAAUGAGAUAAAGAACUACUGGAAUACUCGUUUGAAGAAAUGUUUUCUCGUGGAAAAUUUGCAAAUGCCAACUGCAUGCGAUGUGAAAGUCAACUCCAAUCACAAUGAUCCUUUAUCUUGCCAAGAUUCAUCAAUUGCCCUUAGUGAUGCUACAAAAGCACAAAACCUUGGAACUCCUUGUGGAAUUGAUCGGAUUGAUGAAAUUGACAAAACCCUAGUCAAUGGCUUGGUCUCACUGGGCAACAAAACUGACAAAGUAGAAGGAAACAUUUGGGAACAAUUGGUUGCACUGAAGGAUCUUUGCAUAUUAGAAGAUUUUGAAGGUAUAUGCUCAAACUCAGGAACUGCAUCUCCUGCUUUCGAGUGUAUGUACUCUGAGCCAAUGUAUUUUGGUGAAUUCUACGAGGAUUUUGUCAUAGAUUUGUGGGGAAAUUGA